AUGUCGCAGCAGCUUAUGCAGAGUGAGAAGAAUACCUGGGCGAAAGGACAGGCACUGGCAGCUGUUUUGGCUGGAGACGUCGCCGCAGCGACCAUUUCCGCAACAGCGAUCAGUCCUAUCUUGACAGUCAUUGACCGUUCCGUAGUUGAGAAUGCCGCACCAGCCAAUCAGUCUCUGCUAUCUACCCUGAGAACCAACAUCCUCAACUCAGUCCGACGGCCACGGCUGCUCUUCGCAACAAAGCCUUUCCUCUACAUGUGGACGCUCUAUGCAGCCACAUAUACCACCGCCAACGCAGUUGAGAGCAUAGGCACCGCACUUACAGCGGGAGCGGAUCGCAUACUUAUCAGUUCUAUCACGUUCAUUUCAACGUGUCUUGUCAACGUACCUCUAGGAGUAUGGAAAGAUGUGCGCUUCGUCCAAACGUAUGGUAGAUCUGUAGAGCAAGUUAAGUUCAGCAAGAUGGUGGGAAACACGACACCAGUGGCUUCACCUACACGGUCCAACUCCCCAGCGCGAGCAACUAGGUCUUCACGAACCGUCGCCGCAACUUUCCUCUUCCGCGACGCCAUUACCAUAUUCGGAUCCAUCAGUCUACCGCCAAUGCUGAGUUCAGCUGUAUCAGCACCAGAUCCCCUUGUUCCAGAUCCGUCGACUAAGAACGCCGCAAUACAAAUCUUUACGCCAGUUCUCUCCCAGGUAGUGGCAACUCCUCUACAUCUACUGGGCUUGGACUUCUAUACCAGCCCAGAAGGCAGCAGUGCGGAGCGGACGCAGAGAAUAAAAAGCGCCUUGUUACCAACGACGGCGAUAAGAUGUGCAAGAAUCAUUCCAGCUUUUGGGGUUGGCAUGGUGAUGAACACUUGGCUGAGGGAUUGCUUUCACGGGCAGCUGAAAGAUCUGGGGUUCAAAGGAGUGAUAUUGACAUACGCGAAGGAAAUGGUAUUCGAUCACAAGAAUGAAUCUGCAAACCAUCAUACCUCAGACAAGUUCGUCGAUACAAAGGCUGUCCCAGCACAUAACACGGAUAUCGAGGCGUGGAGGGCGGGCACGUUGAGGACUCUUGAUCUUAUUUCGGAGGGAGAUAUCCUGGCUCUAAAAACAACGGGAGGCGGCCCAGCAGUCUCAAUGGCGUUUAGCAAAGGCGAACUGCCACCCCAACAGAUGCUUGACGCCCUUAACGAGAUCGCAAAUAAGUGCAAAGAGCGCAACGUCCAGAUCAUCGUCGACGCAGAGUCUCAGCACUGGCAGAAGGGAAUCGCUCGUACAAGUCUUGAGCUGAUGCGGAAGUUCAACCGCGAUGGCAAAGCCGUUAUCUACAACACAUACCAAGCUUACCUCAAAGACACCUCAGACGUACUCGCAUACCAUAUGGCCGAGGCAGAGAGAGACGGUUUCACACUUGGUCUCAAGCUCGUUCGAGGCGCAUACAUUCUCUCCGAUAACCGUUCGUUGAUCCACGACACCAAAGAAGAUACGGACAACGCCUACAACACCAUAGCUCAGGGUGCUCUUCGUCAGCAAAUCGGUAUAUUCGGUGCUUCCGGUCCCUCUGCACGCCCGUUUCCCUCUGUAAAUCUCUUUCUCGCCUCUCACAACCGCGAAAGCGUACUGUCAGCCCAUAGACUUUACCGUCAGCGCUUGGAAGCUGGUCUACCAACCGUGCCUGUCGCGUAUGGACAGCUUCACGGCAUGUCUGAUGAAGUCAGCUUUUCUUUGCUGGCUGAGAAGAGCGAGAGUGGUAAGGCGCCUGAGGUAUUGAAGUGCACGACCUGGGGUAGUAUGGGCGAGUGUGUGGGGUAUCUGCUUCGUAGAGCAGUAGAGAACCGCGAUGCUGUGUUGAGGACUAAGGAUGAGUUUACCGCGUUACGGAAGGAGGUUAAGAGGAGGUUUUUCUGGGCAUAA
Molecule: messenger RNA, 1905 nt
Organism: Alternaria burnsii
Lineage: Eukaryota; Fungi; Ascomycota; Dothideomycetes; Pleosporales; Pleosporaceae
Product: fad-linked oxidoreductase
Exons: 4
Coding region: 1-1905 (634 amino acids)
Cellular component (GO): mitochondrion
Molecular function (GO): FAD binding; proline dehydrogenase activity
Source: RefSeq, a predicted model, not a curated record